AUGCCACCAAAUACACCACUAGUACCACCUUCACCUAAUUCAACUAUUCAAUCACUUGUCAUGCGAUCUUCAACGAUGAGUACACUGCCAACCAUAAAAACUAAUUCAGAUAGUAAUAAUGGAUCAUCAUCUCAACGUGAUGAUAUUUCUGUUACAUCAUUACAUCAGAAACGUAUUCAAUUGAAUAAUCGUAAAAGAGAAGAAAAGAAAGCAAUUGUGACAACUAAAACAAGUCCUCCUUAUGUUAUAUCAACUAUGGAACCAGGAGCAAAAUAUCGUCGUAAUGAAAUCCGUUCACAAUCUGACUUCGACAAUGAAGAUGAAUCAUCACGUUGGGAUACUAGUGACUGA
Messenger RNA from Rotaria sp. Silwood2, 351 nucleotides. The record is from the annotation of a GenBank genome assembly. Lineage: Eukaryota; Metazoa; Rotifera; Eurotatoria; Philodinida; Philodinidae.